ACUUCAAACCUCGCAAGCCUCUCAGACUCGAAGCAAACCCCCAUCUCAAACCCACAGCGCACGGCCGGGCCGAGGGGAACUUUCGAGAAGCUUCUGUAAGAUUGGUUCGCUGCCUCGCGUCCGAUCCAUGGCGGCCGAGGGGGGCGGAGGAGGAGGCGGCGGCGGAGCCGGGGAGGGGUUCGAGGAGCGGGUGAAGCGCCUCUUCGGGUCGCGUCUCUUCGGCGACGUCCCGAGCUCCUCCUUCCCGGCAGCUUCCUGGUCCGUCGCCGCCGGAGAUGUUGAGCGCCAGCGCUGGGCGCGCCCGUCGGAGGCCCGCGACGAGGAGGAGGAGCGCGCCGCGGCCGAGCGCGCCGACACGCCGUGCUCGUCCGCGUUCUACGAUGCCAACGGGUGCCUCCGCGGCCGGAGGCGGCGGUCCAAGCAGGACUUUGAGGACGACCCCGAAGAUGAUGAGGAGGAUGAGGAGGAUGUGAGGGGCGAGGACGAUAGGAAGGAGGAGAAGGACGAGGAAGAGGAGGUUAGGGUUUCGAUCGGCCUCGACCCGACUCUGGAUCGGGAGGAAGAGGAGGACAAAUAUGAUAGAGCGGCAUUUGGUAAAGAAGAUGCUGCAGAACGUGUGUACAUGAGUGAAAUCAUGGAUGAGGGCAUUAAUAUGAGCAUCAAUACUGUAGUGCCUGACCUCCUUGAUGAUACCAUUGAUGAGAUCUGUGGUUUAUCCAAGGAUCCUCGGGCAGAUCUUGAUGCAGCAUCUGCAAGGCUCAGAGAAGACAAUAGUUCAGGUAAAAUUGGCCUUCAUUCUCCAACUCAAACCAAGGAGUGUCCAACUGCUGGAAUGCAAGCAAUGAGAGCUCAGGAUAUCGGUGUGAAACCUAUACUGAAGAGGAAGGAGGAGCAAGCCGAUUCAAAACCAAGGAAACGUGUGAGGUUUAAUGCCGAUGUUAAAGAACAACCAGUGGAGCUUCUUGAACAUGAUGAAGAUUCUCCCAUGGUUCCUCAGUCCAUGGAUGUGGUCACAACAAAGGGCAACUUGGGCAACUCCUCCACGCCGUCUGGGGUUCCUGACUAUGUUAGGAACCCUUCAAAGUACACAUGUUACACUAUGGAGACACCAGAGAGUACUGACGAAUCAAACAGGAGAGCUCUUGCAGACUUGCACAAUCUGUUAGGCAGAUCAGAUCCCAACAAGAUGCAGCCUGAGACACCUGCUGAGAUUCCUAGUUCAGUCACAUUCAUCCCUAGGAAGAAGUCAGUUGAUGCCAUGGUGGUGGAUGAGGGCCCCAGAUUUAGUAGUGCAAACCCAUCUCUCAUUAGUGCAGCAGCAGCAGUAGCCUCUGAUGGAACUGACCAAUGUGAGAUGGAUGAAGAUGACCCUAAAGCAUCACCACCACCACCACCACUGAUGCAGACCAACUCUAAGAUGAACUCCCGGCGUUACAGGUCAAGUAGAGCAGAUGAUGAGUAAAGCUGAUAUUCUGGAGCCCUUUGUCAAUGUAUGUUUAAGAAAAUUUACAAGUUUAAAACUUCUCGAUGAUGCUACAUGUGUUUAGUGGAUACUUUGUUGUACCUAUGCCUCGGUUUUGUGAUCCGAGUUGACCAGCUGUUGUUAAUUACGGUUUUAUUUAUAGUUGUUAAUUCAUGUUUGAA
Aegilops tauschii subsp. strangulata is the source of this 1644-nucleotide messenger RNA. RefSeq lists its product as uncharacterized. The record is from RefSeq and is a predicted model, not a curated record. NCBI's taxonomy places the organism in Eukaryota, Viridiplantae, Streptophyta, Magnoliopsida, Poales, Poaceae.